CGAAAUUUUUAAAACUUUAUACGUUCUGCGAUCACCAUCGACGGCGGACUUGAUCGCUCGACGCUCUUUUACAAUCUUUUAUACGCUGUUUAGUGUUUUGUGAUUUCGAACGAAUUUCUUCUUGUUUUCUUAUUCGAGUUAAAAUAUAAUUUAAUUUAUUUUGCAAAACAAUAAUUAGUGUGCUCCGAGUUUUGGAAUCUUAACAAACAUUAAAUUCCAAGAGCCCUAAAAAUAAGAAAAGCGAUUUCUUUGUGCUUUUUCUUUUUUGAAAAAACGAAGGAUUACUUUACGAGUACACACGAUUUUUAUCGGUCAGUGAUCUUACACUUAUGAUCGUGUUUUAUGUCUUCUGCUCGGGAGAAAAUAUCGGAAUAAAAAUUUGAUUUUACAUGAAUUUCGUGUUUGUUUUUGAGUGCUUACUUUGUGCAGCUGAUUUCUGCUGAUUUUUACGCGUCUGUGUCUGCGUCUGCGGCGACUGCAUUUCCUUUUCCCUCCCCUAUAUGCGUGCGUGCGUUUAGAGAGAAAUUUAUUGUUUUGUAUAAUUAGUGGAGAAAAGAUUCAUCUACCUACGAGAUAGAUACAUAUUUAUCUUCUAGAUAAAUGAACUGGGAGAAUAAUAAUUAUGUGAUGUUUGCAUGUAGCAUGUGCAUUAAAUUUUAUAAAUGAAAAUUUUUAUUCUCAGCUACUAACUGAAGGAAAGAGAUAAAGAGAGAGGAGAAAGAGACAACGAGAAGAUACAAAAUUUAGAUACAAAAACAACUUUAAAGGGGAAAAACGAGUGAAAAUAAAUCAGAAAAUAAUACAAAAACAAAAAAGAUUAUUAUGGAAAUUUAUUAGAGCGGAAAAAAAAACACACAGUGAAGUGAAGUGAUCUUGGUUUGAUAUUAAUUUAAUCUCUUGAUAGGAGCCUUAAUUUAUGUGCAAUUUCUGUUUCUGUCGUGUAUUGUGCCUUGAAACUAUCUUUGGGCGUCUUAGACUAUUCGCCGCCAAUAAUUUCUUUGUUUUCUUUAUUUGAAAACGAUAGCUUUCUAACGGUUUUUUGGUUCUUUCUUUUAUAUUGUUCUUCUGGCCAAAAGAAAAUUGUUUGUUUUGUUUACUAUCUAUACAUAUUGUGUUUUUGUUUAUCAUUUUUGAUUGAUAAAAUAAUUUUCCAUAAAUGAAAAACAUCAGGAGCAAGUUCUCCUUGAGCAAUGAUCAUAUCGAAAGAUCUGUUCAUUUUUGGUGAACAACUUUUGGCAAACUUAAUUGAGAGCGGAAGUGAAAACUUAUCAACUAGUGAUUCCAUCGUCUACGGCAUCGUCGACACCGAUCAACAUCACCAUCAGCAGUUAUUAAAGAUCGAAAACGAAAAAGAAGAUAUCAUCAACAUUUCACCUACAGAUACAACGAUCAGAGUGGCGGCGGUCACAGAGGAAGACGAGCUGGCGGUUACAACGGAAGUUGGUGAUCCGACAAAACAGCAUUUGUUGGUGGAAAAGGUUGUGCCGCGAAUUGUGGUCAAAGGAGGAAGAACCGGAGGAGGAGGAGGCACUAUAGUAGCACCACCACCAGCUCCACCACCACUGGGCACAGUUGAAAUCAAUAUGGGAAAAGUCGUGCUGGGAGCAAAUACAAGGAGUGAUCAUGCUAUGGUUACAUUUCCUUUCAUUUCCGAGCAACAUCGAACUCUCCAACUUACGUUUCAAAACAUAAAUGUUCUUCACAACGACAAAAAGAUUCUAGCCGAUGUCAGUGGAAUGGUAAGUCCUGGUGAGGUUCUUGCAAUUAUGGGGCCGUCAGGAUGUGGUAAAACUACGUUAUUGGAUAGUCUCAGCGGCCAAAGACACAUUGACAGUGGUUGUAUCUAUUUGAAUCGUGAGACCAUAUCGAAAAAAUGGCGUCGUAAAAUCUGCUAUGUUCAGCAAGAGGAAGUUUUCUUUGCCGAAUUAACACUUCGUGAAACUAUAAUUUAUACAGCGCUGCUGCGUCUACCUGAAAAGAUACCCUAUGAAGAUAAAAUAAAAUUAGUCGAUAGAGUUCUUGAGGCUCUUGAGCUAACAAAUUGUCAACAAACUAAUUUUGGAGACUACAUGAAUCGUGGAUUGUCGGGGGGAGAAAAAAAGAGAGCUAGUAUAGCUUGUGAGUUAUUGACAAAUCCUCUGCUAAUGCUUCUGGAUGAACCAACAUCUGGCCUCGAUAGUUAUUCAGCGAUUUCGCUCAUGAAAGUACUCAAGCGAUACGCAAUUCAGGAGCAGAAAACCGUAGUCAUCACUGUUCACCAGCCAUCAUCACAAAUGUUUCAUAUGUUCGAUAAGUUGCUCCUUUUGUACAAUGGACGAACGGCUUACUUUGGUGAGGUAAAGAACAUAUUCAGUUACUUUGAAAAUAUCGGAGUCACAAUCAAGCCACAUUAUAACCCUGCCGAUUUCGUUUUGGAACAAAUUAAAUCCUAUCCAGACAUUAGAGAGAAACUUUUCAUUGCGGCUCGAGAGUCCCAUGGGAAUUUCCUGAAUCGCAAUUGCAUCACAGCCAAUAGUGAAUACGCAACAAACAAAACCCAUGAUACUCUAAUUAAUGAUAUAAUUAAUAAUUACUAUAAAGAUAUUAAAAAUAAUCACAAUAACGAACUGAACCACGAGGAUGGACAACAUCUUUGGGCUGCUGCUGCUGCCGCAGCUGAUUUACAAUCGAACUUUAGUUCAGCAUCAAGUGAAUACCACGAAAUGAUGCACAAUUGGCUUGACUAUCCGACACGAUUUCACACCCAGUUUCGUGUGUUAUCUAGUCGGAAUUUCAAAGAAGCAAAACCUCGGAUGCUUUCUAAACUUAAUUGGCUACAAACAAUUGGAUUAGGUCUGAUGGCGGGUGCCAUUUGGUUUCAAAUUCCAAGGACUGAAGAGUUUUUGCAUGAUUUGCAGGGCUGGAUGUUUUUUUCGCAAACAUAUUGGAUGCUUUUUGCACUAUUUGGUGCUCUAAAUUCAUUCCCUUCUGAACGUGAAGUUAUUAGCAAAGAAAGGCGCUCUGGAGCAUACAGGCUUUCAGCUUAUUACCUGGCCAAAAUGUUUGGAGAACUGCCAUUAAUCAUAACUCUGCCCACAGUUUACCUUCUUAUCAGCUAUCCAAUGCUUGGUUGUUCAAGUUUCAAGCUUUUCUUCUUGAUGUUGGUAUUUUUACUACUCAAUACAAUUGUGGCUCAAAGUGUUGGAUUUUUCAUAGGUGCUUGUUGCAUGGAUAUGAAUGUUAGUAUAACUUUGAGCGCCCUCUAUACGCUAGCUACGCAACUUUUUGGCGGUUAUUUAUCUUCGAGAAUACCGCCGGGACUAAGUUGGAUACGUUACACAUCGAUGAUACACUAUGCAUAUCAGAAUAUGCAGAUUUUGGAAUUUGGCGAGGGACCAGCGAUAAGAUGUGGCAGCCCUAGCAGUUAUGAAGUGUGCAAACACAAUAGUACUGAAUACAUUCCAUAUGAAGAUGUUCUAAAUGCCCAGAAUUCCAACUGUCCUCUGUGGUUGAACACUAUGGUCUUGAUAGUGUUCUUUAUUGUGUUCCGUACUUUAGGUUAUUUAGUUUUGCGCUAUGUACGAUGUCCAAAAUCGUGAUAAUAUUGUUAUAAUAUUAUAAAAUGUGUUCUUAAAAUAUUUAAUCAGAAUUAAAUUUAGGUACCGAACCCAGGCUUAUGCCUCAAACUCGUAUAUUUACGAGUAGACAAACAAGUAUAUAAAGUAUAGUUUACUGCCAUUUGUUGUAAUUAUUAUUGUAUUCUUUUAUUUAGUAUAAUUUUACAUAUUUUAUCAAUUAGAAUUUCCUAUUAAUUGGUGUAAGUUGAAAACAUUAAGCAGGCAUACAUUUGUGUGCCAGUAUAAAAUUCUUAUUCUAAUUAAAUUUUCUUUGAUUAGUUAAAAGAAAACAUUAUUACAAUUCAUAUACACUUUUUCAGAUUGUUUUAAAAAAGUAAAAUUUUCAAGGCACACAUCAAAAGCAACAAAAAAGGCAAUUCAAAAAAAACAAAAACAUAAACAGCGGACAAUUCUAAAACAAGUAAUUUAAUUUAAUUGUUUAGAAGUUUAAGUAAUGUGUAGUAAAAUACAAAACAAACAAAAAUAUAAUCGUAUCAAUUUUUAAAGUUCUGUGAUGUAGUUAUCUAGUUAUAUUUAAAAUAUAUUAUUUUUAAAGAAUAUAGUACGUAUGGAAUUAUGAAAAAAUAUCUUUUGUUAUAACGUUAAUUUACAAAAAUAA
Eupeodes corollae is the source of this 4215-nucleotide messenger RNA. RefSeq lists its product as uncharacterized. The transcript has 8 exons. The coding region runs from base 1191 to 3578 and encodes 795 amino acids. The record is from RefSeq and is a predicted model, not a curated record. Lineage: Eukaryota; Metazoa; Arthropoda; Insecta; Diptera; Syrphidae. Gene Ontology annotation, cellular component: plasma membrane. Gene Ontology annotation, molecular function: ABC-type transporter activity; ATP hydrolysis activity; ATP binding.